Molecule: messenger RNA, 1899 nt
Organism: Drechmeria coniospora
Lineage: Eukaryota; Fungi; Ascomycota; Sordariomycetes; Hypocreales; Ophiocordycipitaceae
Exons: 2
Coding region: 1-1899 (632 amino acids)
Molecular function (GO): flavin adenine dinucleotide binding; monooxygenase activity
Source: RefSeq, a predicted model, not a curated record
AUGGCCACUCCAGCUGUUGCCCAGUUCCCCUCGAUCCAAUGGGUCCCGGGUUCCUCCAACGUGACCGUUGCCCAGUUCCCCGCCGCUUCCGAGCCCGGAGAGGUCGACCCCGUCGUGCAGGCGGCUCUCGUCGUCGAGGCACUCGAUGAAGCCGUCGCCAGGGCCGACUACGAGGCCGUUGCCGACCUCUUCACGGCCGACGGCUACUGGCGCGACCAUCUCGCGCUGACGUGGACGUUCCGGACGGUCCAAGGAAGCGGGGGAAUCGUCAGCCUUCUCCAGUCGUCGGCCAAAUCCAUGGAUGGAUUCCGACUGCGGCGUGUGCGUCUCGAUGCCCGGUCGACGUCGAGGAAACCGGCCGUCGUCCCCAUGAACGGCAAGGCAACCGUGCUCGGGAUCCAUGCGUUCCUCACCUUGGAGACGGCCGUCGGAACCGGCCGAGGCACGGUCCGUCUCGUCCUCGAGAAGGGAAAGUGGAAGAUUUUCACCCUCUACACCUCCCUCUGCGAGCUCACGGGCCACGAGGAGAUGACCGAGGGUCGCAGGCCGCGCGGCGUCGAGCACGGUGGCAUGCCCGGUAGGGAGACGUGGGCCGAGAGGAGACGGGCCGAGGCCGACUUUGACGCCGUCGACCCGACUGUUCUCGUCGUCGGUGCCGGACAGGCUGGCCUAUCCAUCGCCGCGAGGCUGAAGAUGCUUCAGGUCGACACCCUCGUCAUGGACCGAAACGAUCGAGUCGGCGACAACUGGCGGAAGCGCUACCGACAGCUCGUCCUUCACGAUCCCGUCUGGCUGGACCACAUGCCCUACGUCAAAUUCCCCGAUUGCUGGCCCAUCUUCACGCCCAAGGACAAGCUGGCCGCCUUUCUCGAAUCCUACGCCGACCUCUUGGAGCUCAACGUCUGGACCAAGACCGAGCUCGGCAGCACCAGAUGGGACGGCGACAAGGGCGUCUGGGCCGUCACGGUGACCCGCACGUUCCCCGACGGUUCGAGCCGGACCCGAACCUUGCACCCGCGCCACGUCGUCCAGGCCACGGGCCACUCCGGGAAGCCCAACGAGUUCCCGCUCAAGGGAGCCGGAGGCUUCAAGGGCGACCUCCUCUGCCACUCGUCCGAGUUUGAAAAGGCACGGACGGGCACCGAGGGCCGGAAGGCGGUCAUCGUCGGCUGCUGCAACUCGGCGCUCGACAUCGCGCAGGACUACGUCGAGAACGGGUACGAUGUCACCGUGGUCCAGCGGUCGUCGACGGCCGUCGCCUCGUCCCGCGCCAUCAUCGAAAUCGCCCUCAAGGGUCUCUACUGCGAAGAUGGCCCUCCGCUGGAGGAUGCCGACAUGAUGAUGCAAGGUCUCCCGGCCGGCGUCCUCAAGGCGAUCCACGUCCAGGUCACGGAGCGCCAGGUCGAUCACGACAAGGACAUGCUCGAGGGUCUUCGGAAGGCAGGCUUCAAGACCGACAACGGGCCCGACGAGUCGGGCCUCUUCUUCAAGUAUCUCCAGCGCGGCGGGGGCUACUACCUCGACGUCGGCGCCGCGCAGCUCAUCGCCGACGGCACCAUCAAGGUCAGGCACGGCCACGAAGCCUCCGAGGUUCUCCCCCACGGUCUCCGCCUCACCGACGGCUCGGAGCUCGAGGCGGACGAGAUCAUCCUCGCGACGGGGUUCCAGAACAUGAAGUCGCAGGCGAGGUCAAUCUUUGGCGACGACGUCGCCGACCGCCUGAACGAGGUCUGGGGCUUCAACGAGGAGGGCGAAUGGAGAACCAUGUGGCAGCGCAGCGGCCACCCGGGCUUUUGGUUUCACGGAGGCAGCCUCGCCUUUUGCAGGUACUACUCGAGACUGCUGGCGCUGCAGAUUAAGGGGUUGGAGGAACGGCUGUACGAGGGCGACGAGACGUAG